This is a messenger RNA of Trichoderma atroviride IMI 206040, 864 nucleotides long. RefSeq lists its product as uncharacterized. Lineage: Eukaryota; Fungi; Ascomycota; Sordariomycetes; Hypocreales; Hypocreaceae. The record is from RefSeq and is a predicted model, not a curated record.
AUGACGCCACCAACCGGAGACGAGAACACGCCUGUGCAAGUUACCAAGACUGCUGACGGCAUCACUACCAUCACCAUUAGCAGACACCACCGCAGAAAUGCAGUUGACGGCCCUACCGCACGAAAGCUGACCGAGGCUUUUAUUGCUUUCGAAGACGAUCCUACUCAAAAGGUGUGCGUCUUCCAUGGCGCCCAUGGAUCCUUCUGCGCCGGCUUCGAUUUACACGAGGUUGCCAAAUGGAAUGGUCCCGGAGACAUGGACUACAUGGGCCCAAUUGUUGAUGGCGGUCAUGCCGUGACCGGUGACCGCCAAAUCGGGCCUAUCGGUCCCUCUAGGCUUCAGAUCAAAAAGCCUGUGAUCUGUGCAGUGGCAGGAUAUGCUGUUGCAGGAGGCAUGGAGCUGUCUCUCCUGGGCGAUAUCCGUGUCGUUGAAGAGGAUGCUGUUUUCGGCAUUUUCUGUCGACGCUUUGGUGUUCCACUCAUCGACGGUGGCACAGUUCGGCUCCAAGCAAUUAUUGGUCUCGGCCGUGCCUUGGAUCUGAUCCUCACCGGCAGACCAGUUGGGGCUCAAGAGGCUCUCCAGAUGGGUCUUGCAAACCGCGUUGUUCCCAAGGGACAGUCUUUGGAGGAGGCUACGAAGAUUGCUAGACAGCUGCUUGGCUUCCCCCAAGAAUGCAUGAACGUGGACCGGUCAAACUGUUACUACUCGGUUUAUAACGCGACGUCGUUUGUGGAUGCGCUGAGAAAUGAGUUUGCGAAUGGAUCGCAGGUAAUUACGACGGAGAGCGUCAAGGGCGCGGCCCAGUUUAGUGCCGGAGCUGGGCGACAUGGUGUAUUUAAAAGUGCAGAUAAUUCGAACCUUUAG